AUGAAAAAGAAAACCGCGCCUAGAAAGAGUGAGAGAAUCCUUCUUUCUCAGAAACCAUCAACACCUCAAACCCACACUCAUAUCCAUAUUCAUUCAACCUCAUCAUCGUCUCUCUCCCCACCAUCAAAACGAACCACCACCAUGAGAAAGAAGGUUAUUGCUCACAAGAGCUCAGGCCGAGGAAAGAACAAACAACCUGCAGUUGAAGAAGAAGAGCAAGAAUCUCAUACCUCUCCUACUCCUUCUCCUCCUCCCUCAUCACCGAAGAAGACAACCCCCGGAAAAGGCUCAAAGAAAGAUCAAGGGUUUGCACUAAAUGACACAACCGAACCUGCGAACUUGGAAUCCAUGGAAUUCCGAGACAAGUUUCGCAAGUCUCACUCUCACUUUGAUCCAAGCAGGUUUAACUCAUGCACCUCAUAUGAGUUCCACAAAGAGGUUGUGGAGAAACGCCAUCUGUGCACUACAUAUCUUGUCAGUCUCGACAAUCUCAAGAACACCAACAUUCCCUCUCUAUUUGAACUUCUCAACUGGAAACCUCUGCUCCUUAUCAAAAAGCCAGUGUACCCAGGUCUUGUUCGAGAAUUUUAUGCUAACAUGCGGCUCAUCGAUGGCACCCUUCAUUCCUAUGUCAAAAGGGUUCAAAUAGCCCUUGAUGCUGAGACAAUUGGAGCGGCCCUGGGCUUCAAGGAUGAAGGACCGCGAGCAUACAUGGUGGAGAAAUGGGACACACAAGUCGGCAUUUCUCACAAAACUGUUCUUCAGCACAUUUGCACAAACCUUUCCGGAUUGCAUGGAACCACUCCAACUCACAAAGCUCUUGGACCGGUCAAUUCCUUGCUUCACCGCAUCAUCACUCAUAUUCUGACUCCCCAAAGCGGCUCACACAACCGAGUAACAUUUUCUGACUGUCUCAUACUGUUUGCUUUGGUUACCUCUACUCCUAUCUCUUUUGGUUAUAUUAUGAUUAGACACAUGUGGGAUUCCGUUAAAAGCACCAGAAAGGCUAAUCUGCCUUAUGGUAUGUUUUUAACUGGAAUAUUUGAGUACUUUAAAGUUGAUUUGUUGAAUGAGAAAGUAGAAAACGAUGUGUCUACAAUCCGUGGUGGAGGCAUGACUAAAGAAACCAAAGGGAGAAAAUCGGACAGUGAACAUGAAGGAACGCCAGAAUCUUCCAAAACAAUCAGGUCCUUUCAACAGAUCUUGGGAGAAUUCUCAAACAUGGCUGACAUGAUGUUUCGAUCUCAUAAAGAAUCCCGGAAGCAGGCUUAUGAGAAUGAGAAAGCUUGGAAAAACUGCAAAGAAAGGGUCAACUUGAUGCUGGAACAUCUUAACAAGGAUUUGGGAGAAGAAAGUGAAGGAGGCGCUGAAGAAGAGGACAUGCAAUUCUCUGAUGAUUAG
Arachis stenosperma is the source of this 1401-nucleotide messenger RNA. RefSeq lists its product as uncharacterized. The record is from RefSeq and is a predicted model, not a curated record. Bases 1 to 1401 code for a protein of 466 amino acids. Lineage: Eukaryota; Viridiplantae; Streptophyta; Magnoliopsida; Fabales; Fabaceae. The transcript has a single exon.